GAGAAGCGUGGAUAAGGCGGAAAUGCUAAUAAGAGAAAAAAAUAUAGCAGAUUUGUUUCUUCAGAGAAAGAAAGAACACGCACAUCCAUUAAAGGAGCGGCUUAUCCAGACUUUGUGCUUUAAAGGAGAAAGACUUGGCACUUUCAGCUUCAGGCAGCAGGAUUACAGCACCAUGUCCUACCUUCCAGCCCUCUUCAAAUAUGUGGAUGAACAUCAGGAUGAAUACAUUGAGCGCCUGGCUAAGUGGGUGGCCGUGCAGAGUGUCUCAGCCUGGCCUGAGAAACGUGGAGAGAUCAAGAAAAUGAUGGAGAUGGCAGCCAAAGAUAUAGAGAAGCUUGGAGGAACAGUGGAGUUGGUGGACAUCGGAAAACAGAAGCUGCACAGUGGUGAAGAGAUUCCUCUUCCUCCUAUAAUCCUGGGCAGGCUCGGCUCAGACCCAGGCAAGAAGACCGUGUGCAUCUAUGGGCACCUGGAUGUCCAGCCUGCACAUUUGGAGGAUGGUUGGGACUCCGAGCCCUUCACUCUGGAGGAAAGAGAUGGAAAACUUUAUGGGCGUGGAUCUACAGAUGACAAAGGCCCUGUGAUUGCCUGGUUUAACGUCAUUGAGGCCUUCAAGAAGAUAGGACAGGAGCUGCCCAUCAACAUCAAGUUCUGCUUCGAGGGGAUGGAAGAGUCCGGCUCUGAGGGUUUGGAUGAGUUGGUGUUAUCGCGGAAAGACUCAUUCUUUAAGGACGUGGACUAUGUUUGCAUUUCGGACAACUACUGGCUGGGUAAGACCAAGCCCUGCAUUACCUACGGCCUGAGAGGAAUCUGUUACUUCUUUGUCGAGGUGGAAUGCUCUAAUAAGGAUCUGCAUUCUGGGGUGUUCGGAGGCUCUGUCCAUGAAGCCAUGACUGACCUGAUUACUCUCUUGGGCUCCUUGGUGGAUAAGAAAGGGAAGAUCCUGGUGCCGGGGAUAGAGGACGAUGUUGCUAAGCUCACUAGUGAGGAGAAAAAGCUUUAUGAGAAGAUCGAGUUUGACCUGGAAGAUUACAUCAAAGAUGUGGGAGCCAAAUGUCUGCUGCACAGCACUAAGGAGGAAGUGUUGAUGCACCGCUGGAGGUACCCGUCUCUUUCACUGCACGGCAUCGAGGGCGCUUUCUCUGGCAGCGGAGCCAAGACGGUCAUCCCACGCAAAGUCAUUGGCAAGUUCUCCAUCCGUUUGGUGCCUGACAUGGACCCCAAAGUGGUGGAGCAACAGGUUGUCUCUUACCUCACGAAGAAGUUUGCCGAGUUGGAGAGCCCCAACACGUUAAAGGUGAGCAUGGGCCAUGGAGCCAAGGCCUGGGUGUCUGAUUUUAACCAUCCUCACUACGUGGCUGGGAGAAAAGCCAUGAAGACUGUGUUUGGCGUUGAGCCUGAUCUGACCCGCGAGGGAGGAAGUAUCCCCGUGACUCUGACCUUCCAGGAGGCUACAGGACGCAACGUCAUGUUGCUUCCUGUCGGCUCAUCAGACGACGGAGCUCAUUCCCAAAACGAGAAACUCAACAGGUCCAACUACGUCCAGGGCAUGAAAAUGUUGGGCGCUUACUUCCAUGAAGUGUCUCAGCUCUCUUAAAAGGAUUCAUGUGGAUCAGUAUAACCAAGUUGGCUUGAUAAGGGAAUGAAAAAUUGUUGUUCUUAUGAAGAUAUUUUGUAAUUCAGUAUAGUCUGCAGCACCAACAUGCCUGAGAGUACCAUAUACACAGGAAGUUUAUCAAAGCCAGUGCUAAGUGUAGCCAGUUAUUAUUUGCAGUCUGUAGUACCAGCCCUGGGGCUCCAUUAUGUCUGCAUUAAUUGCAAGAUUUGUGAUGGGUCAAGGGUUUGGGUUGUAUCAUGCGAUCUAAUGACCGAUCAGGCUUGAGCCACAGUAAAAAAAAAAAAAAGACAUGAGAUAAAUGGGCUCGUGUGGAGCAAAGAAAGAUGGUUCUUGUGUUAAUCCAGCUAUAGGUAUCUUCUUGAAUGCUUUUUGAUCAAUAAAGUGUUCCUGUUAAGGCAUGUUUUAAAAAUCUCAUUGAUUGUAUAACGUCACAUACAAAAAUGCAGCAAUAAUAAAAUGAUAUUCAUGAA
Neoarius graeffei (lesser salmon catfish) is the source of this 2088-nucleotide messenger RNA. RefSeq names its product carnosine dipeptidase 2 (gene cndp2). The transcript has 12 exons. Lineage: Eukaryota; Metazoa; Chordata; Actinopteri; Siluriformes; Ariidae. The coding region runs from base 23 to 1597 and encodes 524 amino acids. Gene Ontology annotation, cellular component: cytosol. Gene Ontology annotation, biological process: proteolysis. The record is from RefSeq and is a predicted model, not a curated record. Gene Ontology annotation, molecular function: metallodipeptidase activity.